Danio rerio (zebrafish) is the source of this 1263-nucleotide messenger RNA. It is a transcript of the gene higd1a, whose product is annotated as HIG1 hypoxia inducible domain family, member 1A. NCBI's taxonomy places the organism in Eukaryota, Metazoa, Chordata, Actinopteri, Cypriniformes, Danionidae. The record is from RefSeq and is marked validated. Gene Ontology annotation, cellular component: mitochondrial membrane.
GUUACAUCACAGUGUUCCCGGCACGCCGACAGUCACACGCAGCAGUUGAACCGGCGAAAAGAGAGCAGCUUUUCUUCUCUACAGUGGGAAAUACUUAUAUAGCCAAGAUGAGCGACAUUGGAUACGAAGACAAUGAGUCCAAGUUGAUGAGAAAAAUCAAGCAGAAUCCAUUCGUCCCUGCAGGGAUGGCUGGGUUCUUUGCCAUUGUGGCGUACAGACUGUUCAAGCUGAAGAGCCGAGGAGACACAAAGAUGUCAGUGCACCUGAUUCACAUGCGUGUGGCUGCACAAGGCUUCGUGGUCGGAGCCAUGACUUUAGGAGUCAUCUAUUCGAUGUACAACGAGUAUAUUCUGAAACCCGCCGAAGCACAGAAGGCGCUGGAGCAGAAAGCGUUGGAAAAGAAGUGAAGAGUUUUGUUGGUUUCCUGAGAUAUCCUUCGUACCACCUCAUAUUAAGGUGUCCCUUAAAGUGUAUUUAUAGCGAACUUUUUGUUUACUUCUUAUUUCUUUACACCGUUUCCUAUUUAAACCUAAUAAGCCUCGGAUCAGGAGGUUUGUGUGUUCAUGGCACGUUUGAGGAAUGACAAAAUAGUUCCUAUUUUGAAUCUGCCAACUAUUAUUUAUUUCUCAUAUCAGUAACGCGCUGAUAAUCACAGUAUAAAAUGUAUUUUAUUUUAUUUUUGGAGUUUUUUCAAAAGUUUUGCUGCUUUUAUUUUCAUUUUGUGCCCUAGUUUUAUGAAUAAGGUGUGGCAUGAAAACCUUUGUACCUUCUAAUUUAGGAUUUUUUUCUUGUAUUAUUUAUAUAGACUAGCAGAGCCAAUAAUGCGCGCAAUUAUUGUGUAUUGCCAUACACCCAAAGCGCUUUACAAUUGUGUGAGGGCGUCUCUAACAUAAGUCUAGUCAUGAUUCAUAAACACACUGAACCUAAUAUGGGGAAUUUACCCGUGUUAAAUUACUAUGGUACAAGGAGCCCCUAACAGGAUAUACAGGAGUUCAGUCAACGCACAGUUUUGUUUAUUCAGUUUGAGGAGUGUGUGUGUGUGAGAGAUAGAGAGAAAGUGUGUGUGUGUUUGUGAAAGUAUUAGCAUGAUAUUUCCUAGAUUGAAUGGUUGUGUAUCUGUGUGGAGCGAUUAUUUCACCUCUUUGUUUUAUAUUUCGACAUAAUUUCACAAAGUCCUAGUUUUAGAGUGAGCUAUAUUUUGAGGAUCUCAGCUUCAACUUUGUUUAUCUUUGCCAAUAAAAUAAAAAAAUGUGUAAUUUUAAA